AUGACUACCCGAUUCAGACAUAAAUCAUGCGUGGGAAUCUAUCUUUCGUCGCCACUUGCACAGACACCGUCAACUCUUGUCACCAUCACUCGUCAAGAAUUAAACCCGAACAGCGUUGCUGCCAUCCUCGCACACCGAAGGAUGGAAGAGGUCGAUAGCACACUUUUUGAACGCGAGAGAGACCGGCUGACAGCAGAAAUUACGAGUGGCUUCGAAGAGCUUUUAUCUUCGAGUAAUGGUUUAAACCGCAAGCUUGAGGAGGUAUUAGGGAUGACGAGAGAAUAUGAGACGAUCGCUGCACUCUGGCAGAGCUUCCACGACCUAAUGCGCGGCCAACAAGACGAACCCAGCGAGUUGUCGACCGAGCAGCCCAAAGGGCUGCCGGGGACGGGAGGACAUGUUCUUACUGCAAAGCAAGGAAGUGUCGGUGCGACCCACCAAAUUGAUAUAUAA
This is a messenger RNA of Fibroporia radiculosa, 453 nucleotides long. RefSeq lists its product as uncharacterized. NCBI's taxonomy places the organism in Eukaryota, Fungi, Basidiomycota, Agaricomycetes, Polyporales, Fibroporiaceae. The coding region runs from base 1 to 453 and encodes 150 amino acids. The record is from RefSeq and is a predicted model, not a curated record. The transcript is spliced from 2 exons. Gene Ontology annotation, cellular component: DASH complex; spindle microtubule; mitotic spindle pole body.